Messenger RNA from Varanus komodoensis (Komodo dragon), 9966 nucleotides. RefSeq names its product ADAMTS like 2 (gene ADAMTSL2). The transcript has 18 exons. Gene Ontology annotation, biological process: extracellular matrix organization. The record is from RefSeq and is a predicted model, not a curated record. Gene Ontology annotation, cellular component: extracellular matrix. Lineage: Eukaryota; Metazoa; Chordata; Lepidosauria; Squamata; Varanidae. Bases 7053 to 9482 code for a protein of 809 amino acids.
ACUUCCCUAGUCUAUCCUCUGGUACCUGCUCCUCAGUUGUGGCCACCCCCACCCCUGCCAUUUUAGUAUCAUCUGUGAAUUUGAUCAGCAGACUGGUCACCCUCUCUUCUAGGUCAUUAACGAAAAGAUUGAACGGGGACCCUGCUCGUCACUGGCCGCCGUCCUUAUGUUUACUCUCUGACCAGUCUAUUAGAUAGUGCAUUGUCUAUCCCAAAAUUCUUCAAUUUCUCAACCAGGAUAUCAUGUGACACUUUGUCAAAAGCCUUGUCGAAGUCCAGGUAACCCUCCAUCUAACCACAAGCCUGGUAGGAGUCAUACAUUAAUGAUGCUAUAGUUGAUUGAUUUAGUUCAUUUAUGAACUGCAGGCAGUGAUGCACAACAAAAAUGCCACUCAAAACUUCACAUCAUAAAGCAAUAAACACAGGAACACAACCAUAAAUAAAACUUAGCCUAAGAACUGCAGUUAAAAGCAAUAUUAGAAAGGAAUAUUAGACACCAAGUAGCAUUCAUAGUAAUGAACAAGCUAACUUCACCUCCCCUGCAGUGAGUUCUUCACUGGGGUCUUUCCAUUAGAAAAGGUCCUAUCCUGGGCAUCCCACCACUCAGUCUUCUGUAGGUGGGAGAAUGUGCCCUUCAAAUACCAGUUGCAGUCUCUACAGUGUGGUACUGAAAAUAUCUGACUGCCAUAUUUUGUAUGUGCUGAAUUUCCCCAGUGCUUUCCAAGGGCAGUCCAAUAUAGAAGGCAUUACAGUAAUCUUAAUGGGAGGCAGUUUGGGCAUGGGUCAUGGUGACUAGAAUUUCCUUCCUGAAGAAUCAUGCUUUUGUGAGCCACAGUGCAUUUCUGUGUCCCAGCAAUUUCUAUCGAGCGAAGCAUAUCUUUUUGCUACUGACAUUCAUUUGUUCUCGUUCAUAGCCAUAACUGGAGACCUUGGGAGCCCUGUGGAUGAGCCAAGCACUGCACCCUGGAUUUACAGGCUCACAGGAAUGGCAUGGGACUGGGUCCAGGAAGUAGCAUCUCAUCCACACCAGCAAUGUGGGGAUUAAGCCUCACAUUGGCACUCAAGCAGUGGAGGAGCAAUGUUGACCCACCAUGCCCACUGAGGCCUGGCCAAGUCAGCUUUGUAGUUGCAGGCAGGAGGUGGACCCUGUGAGGGUCUCUCGGUGUGGCUGAAACAGCCACAUUGAGCUGGGCAAGGCACACAACUCACACAGGCCUGGGUUGAAGUUGUGAUGCAGCGGCAGAGAGUCUCUUGUUGGCAGCAGACCAUCAGCUCCCUCCCUAAGCCUUUCCUUCAAGCACAGCAGCACAGCGUUGAACAAUCCAGCUUGGCUGGAGUCCCCCCAUUGCCUGCUUUCUUGUUCACCUUGGGUAGCAGGAAGAUGAAUGACAUGGCCAAGGCACAGUGGUAGAAGCUGUGGACGUAGGUGUAAUCCCAUUCCUGGAGUAACAGAGAACAUUGGAUUUAACAUGUGCAAAGAGCUUUUCUCUAGUGUUGGGUUUACAUUUUAUUGUGAAUAUACGACCUUAGAGCUCCCAAAACACUAUGCUGUCAUGCUUCAUUAUUUGCCAAUUUCCACUUAUUUGCAACACAAUUUUCCAGUUUAAAAUUGUGUAAAAAUGCCCAUAUUGCAGGACAGUACACAGAAAAAGCAUAUAUUCAUGAAAAUAAUCUGCAAGAAUGCAAGCAAGAAUCUGCUUGCCAAAAUGCAUGUUGACCAAAGGUAUUCAGAAAUAUUCUAGGGCCAGAGUCAGAUGCUUGCCCCCUCCCUGCUCUUGUGAGGCAAUUCCUAGGUGAGUGGAGUGGACAAACUUUUCACCUGAGGCUAUGGAAAAGCACCAUGGCUGGAUUCCUGCCUCAGGGAGCCAGAGGGUGUAGUUCUCUAUGGGUUUGCUUGCAGCGUUGUCUGUAUCAGCAUAAGGGUUUCCCUGACAGUGCAAAGCCAGGUUCAUUUGCUGGCAUGGAUGGUACCACUGGCUUUGGUCAGACAGGGAGGCAUGUGCCCUCCCGCCUCUCCUGGCCUGCUGCUGGUGGCACUGGCAUAUAUUUAUAGAAAGAUGAAGGUCUGUGCUGACAGGGAGGGAAAUGACUUGUGAGAGUUCCUUUCUGGGCUGUAUGGCUGAAAGUCAUCAGGGGCAACUGCAGCAUGCUACCCAUGCCUGAGCUGGGCCACUGCAAUGUGCAAAUUCCCCCUUGCACAGGGAGUGACAGUUGCAAAGCACCUUUGGACCAGGCAUCCUUGUGAGGAAUCUCAGGACCUCUUUCCUAAAAUGGUAUCAUUGCUUCUAGGCUGCCGUGGGUUCAUCCAAAAUGAGGUUUGCUGGGACAUGGGAAGUGCUUUGGCUUUGACUCAUCUGUUGCUGAAGACAUGAGUACAUUUAUUAUGUGGGGUCAGCCCACAAAUGGCUUCUUCAUUAAGCUGCUUCUGACCAUGAAUGCUCCGGGUAACCACCCAUGCAUGCCAGUAAUAUUGGCUCAUUGACCACAUGCUUUCAUGGACUAAAAUUGCUGCAGAAUUUGCUGCCUACUUUUUCAUGCACAAAAAUGCUGGGACCUAAGGCUACCAAUUUUCUUUUCCUUUAUGGGAUAAACGAGUUUUUCAAACGACAUUUGCCUUGUGAAGUAAAUGUUUCCUCAACAGACUUGCAUGCUCCAAUUUUGCCAGCUGAGGAGGGGGGCAUCAGCCAAAAUGGCAACACAAAGCCAUGGGAAUGCCAGCCCAGAAUUGUAAAAAUAACCAUCUGCCCCUCUGACAGCCCUGACAAUGCCAGGCAGGAUGAAAAGGUAGAUUUCAUUCUUCCUUUUAUCCUCAUCUUAAAACAUGAGAGCACUAGAACAUAAGAAAAGCCAUGCUGGAUCAGACCAAUGGUCCAUCCAGUUCAGCACUCUGUUCACAUGGAAGCAAAGUAGCUGUACAUAGGAUCCCUCCAGCAGUGUGCAUACAAGACCUCUAUCUGCUCAAGCACCCCAGCAACUGGUGUGUGCAGACCAUGCCACCUCUGGUAACAGAGGCAGCUUGUAGUCCACAAGGUUAGCAAGCACUGAUAACCCCCUUCUUCAGGAAUUUGUUCAAUUCUCUUUUUCAAGCCAUCCAAAUUGCUGGCCAUCAACACUUCCCAUGGUAGUGAAUUCCAUAGUUUAACUAUAUCUUGUGUAUUCCCUUUUAUCUGCCCUAAACCUCCCACCAACCAGCUCCAUGGAAUGACCCCAGGUUCUAGUACUAUGGGAGGGUGAGAAAAAUAUCUCACAUGUGGCAUGAAUUUGAACCCCUCUUUUGUGUCUCUCCUUACCUGCUUUUCAUCUCGGCUAAACAGUUCCAGUCGUUGUAGCCACUCCUCACAGGGGAGUUGCUUCACCAUCCUUAACCUUUUACUUGGCCUUCUCUGCAUUUUUUUCAACUGGAACUGUAUACAAUCUUAUAAUCAUGGUAACACCAAAAAUUGUAUAAGGAGAAUACAAUCUUGGCAUUUCUAUUUCCUAUUCCGUUCUUAAUUAUGCCGAACAUGGAGUUUGCCCUUUUCACAGCAGCUUUGCAUUGGCCUGACAUUUUCGUUGCGCUAACUCCCACAACCCCCAAAACCCUUUCUUGAUCAGUAACUGCUAGCUCAGAUCCAUCAUCUUAAACUUGAAGUUGGUUUUUUUUUUUUUGCCCCAAUAUGCAAUAAGAUGUUUUAUUUAUUUUAUGCCUUUGUAUACUGCUUUUUAGGUAUAUUGUCUCCCAAAGUUGACAGAACUUUGUACUGAUUUGAUACGAUAUUAGUACAGAUUAAGAAAACAAACAUGGCGGCAGAGGAACAUUGAGGAAGGCAGUUAAACUCAUCUGUGGAGUAUCCCUUUUGCUUUGCUGUUUGCGUGCAGUGCAGUGGGUUGUAGCACCUUCUUUUAGCAAAGCUGGAAAGGCCACAAAUAUGAUCACUGCACAAUUCAAUUGGCAUGUGCUGUGGCUUUUGUUUUCCCGUAGGAGAUGAUGGGAACAUUUACAGACCCGAAGGCAGACACUUUCACAUUUUGCUGUAAUGUGCAGUUAUUCUUUGCCUUGAAAAGCAAUUGUCAAGGAUAUCUAAUAAGCAGUAUCUGUUCAUUUCCAAGGUACUCACCGCAGGAGUCACUUCAGCACAUGCAUGAACAAUUUUUGCCUGAACCAUUUUUUUUAAAAAAUUGUUCAUUUACACCUUUCAUUCUUGAAGUUUGUAUAUAUUGCAUGGGUGUGACUUCUGGAAAGGUGUGUGUGUAUAUCAGAGAGAGAUUUGGAGGACUUUUAUGUGGUUCUGGGAGUUGUGACCAUUAUACGCUGCUGUUGCUUUGUCAACAACCUACUCUUGUUCUCAGCAGGCUUCCAGGUAACACUUCUUUGAUGCCAUCACCCAGCCUUGUUUAUACAUGUUUAUAGGAGUCUUCUCAUGACCCUCCCAGAUUUUUCUCCCACUUUUUCUUUUUCCUUAAUGAAGAAAAACCAAUAAAGGGUGGGGGGAGCAAAACAGCUGCACUAGGGCCUUUGGCUUAUCAGUCUCUGCUCUGUCUCAAAGCACCUUCAGCGUAGAUGUCCAGCCUCAAUGCUCAAAGGGCUCAUUUUGAUAGUUAAAGGCCUUUCAGCACAGCAGGGACCCAGUGCCACAUGAGCUUUCCUGACUCUUAAUAUCUUCAUCCAAGAUCCGCCCUCAGGCACUCAGGACUACUGUCUGAGGUGCUAUGGGGAGCUAAGGACAAAAGGGCCCUUUUGAUGGUGGCAUCCCUACUACAGGGAGAUUUCAUAGAAUCAUGGAAUAGUAGAAUUGGAAAGGGCCAGAAGGCCAUCAGGACACUAAGGUACACCAUCCCAUUCAAAUGACUGUCCAGAUGCUUUUUGAAUGUCUCUAGAAUGUCUCUCUUUGAUGGCACUUCCAUCUCAGGAAAAGACAUUAAUUUCCUAAAAAUUGAAAGCAUUUCAGUUCUUUAUAAUUCUCGCCUUCCUUCUGAUCUAAUAUUUAACAUGAUUUUUCUAAUGCAUUGUUGAUUAUUUGGUUUUAAUAUAUGCCAUUGCAUUUUAAUGGUUUGUUAUAGUCUGACAAGGUAAGCCCCUAAGAAUGCAUUGAAGACUUCAAGCAAGCAAGCAACCCUUCCAUCCUACAGGCAUGGCCAUGUUGUCUGAAAAAAAGGCAUCUGAGCUCCAGUAAGAGAGAGGGCAUCUGUGGCUCUCAGCUGCCAGUGGGCCUGGAAUGCCCCAUCUUUGUUUAUUGACUGAAGCACAUCCCAUACAAGGAAAGGCCAUGCAUUGCUGGGAUGGUUGCUCUAGUACAGUAGCAGUAAAAGAGAGCUGGAAGCUAUAUGGGAACUGAAGAAUGUCCCCCAUGAUUUUUGCUGAGUUUGGGGCAGGCACACCUUGAUGGACUUGUGAAAACCUCUGGAGCUUCCAUGGAUGCUUGACAUCUUUCAUGAGUAGGGGAAGGAGCUGCUCUUCAUCUAAGAACUGAGUGCUACAAUGCUUCCAGUGGAAGAUCAAAGAAGUUAGAUAUCUCCUGGUUAACUGACCUGGCAUUCAUGAGCCACAGCUGCAGUUGUGACCACCAAGUCCCCAGUAGUUUGGCAUGAGAGGAAAAGGGGCCGGAAAGAAGCAUGACCACUGCUUCCUACCACUGAAUGACAAUCCCAGAAGGAGGUGUUUCACCAUGGUCUCACCAUGUGUUGCUGGCUUCACUUUGAUAGCCUAAAACAGGGACCUUACCCAUUUCACAGUGAUUAUAAGAACAGCUGUCCCAAUUGGUCCUGAGUAGACACCAUAUCCCCACCGAUCAUGGUAGAUCCUGACAGCUAUGAAGGAAGUUGGUGACAGGAUUGCUUAAUAAAACAUGCACUGGAACAUCCAAACGAUACCAGCUCUGCAAAGUGCAAGUAAAAUAAUAUUUUUGUGGUUUUGUUGUUGUUGUUGAUAUGGGUCAUAGGACGAGAAUGGGGAUAGCUUAGCAAUUGAAAGUUUCAGCAGAGAGCAUCCUUAAGGGGGAGCAUAGGCUUCCAUUUAACCAGGAAUGUGAGGAUUUAGUGCAACUGCAGAGAAAAGCAUGGAAUUUGGCACUGGUGUCUUGAAAUCCCCUUUUAUUAAAAAGAAAGCAAGUUUCUGGCCCAUAUGGCUGCUGAGAAGAUUGCUUUUAAAAUAGGUCAGCAAAGAUUAGUAGUUAUCUCCAAAGGGCUCCAUGAGAUUUCUGGUGGCCAUGCAGCAGCGUGUCAAGACAACGUGUCACUUAUUCUUUAGGGGAAGGAGAAUGAAUUAUGGCAAUCGAAGAGGAGUCUACAGAUUGAUAUAAUCAAUUUAUUCAGUUCACAAAUCAGAUUUUUGUUGUGCAGAAGUUCUUCCUUUCUCUUGUUACUAUAAGUCAGAGCCAGAGAGUGGGGCAGUCCAUGUUGUGUGAGUGGCACAGCGGGUUAAACUGCCAAACGAAAGGUCAGAGCCCCGCAAUGGGGUGAACUACUGCUGCCUUGUCCCUGGCUCUUGCCAACCUAGCAAUCUGAAAGCAUGUGAUGUGAGUAGAUAAAUAGGUACCACUUUGGUGGGGAGAAAGCAGCACCCCAUGACGCCAUGUUGGCCACAUGGAGAUGGAGCGCUGCCCCCAUAGCAAUUUCAGCUAUUGGAGUAAAAGCCUCAGGGAACUCCUUUCUCUACUGGGGCUGAUGUGUGAGGGAGUGGAUGAGCAUGCCAAAGAUAGUGUGGGCAUUGAAUUUGGAUCCAGCAUGCCAUGAAAUCAUGGGAUCCAUAGGGCAAACUGUGGCAAUCUUCAGACGGUCUCUUCAUUAUUGUCUCACUCUGUUAGGCUGUGCAAGCCAGUAGGGACACUGCAGAUAAGUAAAACAGACCCCAGAAAAUGUGGCUCCUUUUCACUGGGCUGCGGUUUUUCCCUCUUUUUCUAGCCCUGUCCUCCAAAUGCAAGGAGUUUCCGGGAGGAGCAGUGUUCGUCCUUCAACUCUCAUGUGUAUAAUGGACGGACUUAUCACUGGAAACCUUUAUAUCCCGAUGACUAUGUCCACAUCUCUAGCAAGCCAUGUGAUCUCCACUGCACAACUGUUGAUAGUCAAAGGCAGCUCAUGACCCUGGCACGCGACGGGACAUCCUGCAAAUACUCUGAUUUCCGAGGGGUUUGCGUUUCUGGAAAAUGUGAGCCCAUUGGAUGUGAUGGGAUUCUCUUCUCAACUCACACGCUGGACAAAUGUGGUGUCUGUCAAGGGAACGGGAGCAGCUGUACCCAUGUGACUGGGAGUUACAGAAAGGGAAAUUCACAUCUUGGCUACUCUUUGGUGACUCACAUUCCUGCUGGAGCAAGAGAUAUCCAAAUAAUUGAACGGAAGAAAUCUGCUGAUGUUUUGGCUGUUGCAGAUGAAGCUGGUUUUUACUACUUCAAUGGGAACCUCAGAGUAGACAGCCCCAAAAAUUUCAACAUUGCAGGGACUGUUUUCAAAUACCGGAGGCCAAUGGACAUAUAUGAGACAGGCAUAGAAUAUAUUGUGGCACAGGGGCCAACCAAUCAAGGCUUGAAUAUCAUGCUUUGGAACCAAAACGGUAAGAACCCAUCAAUAACCUAUGAAUAUACACUUCUAAGGAGGCCACACUCCAAAAGCUUGCAGCCAAUGUACUAUACCUUCUCCGAAUCGGAAAGUGAAGAAAGCAGUGAGCUUGAAAGGGAAGAGCCUUUGGGGUUUGUUCAGCGUAAUGCGAGUUUCUUUGGGACGCUCUCCAAAGAAAAGAUCCAUCUGGAGAAUCAGGUGUUUGGCAGGCAAGACACAGCUGAAGACUUGGACUUGAGCACAAUCCAAGAGACCAAUGAAGUUUAUGGACAGACAGAAACCGGUGACUGUGACCCAGUCUUGCAAGGCAUGCGGCCCAAAGAUUCAAAUGCAACCAAAUCCAAUUACAUGGUGGAAGGAAAUGGCAGAGAGUUUGACUCUCAAACAGCAUCUAAAGAAUUCUUUUCAGAAAAUGCCAUCACCUAUAAACUUUUGGAGAAGACGUCUGAUUCAAAAGAAUCUGUGAGGAACAAGACUGUGAGUGGUAUCUUUUCUCCAGGGAUCCCCGUCAACUCUGUAGAUUCUGACACAGAGAGCCUCUAUUCUGAUUAUGAUGACAAUGAGGAAGUGGUGGCUUAUGCCAUCAAUGGUACCUUCCUGGAGCUGACCCAGGAGAAAACACUGAACACCUCAUCAGAGCCCCCAUUCACCAAUGCCACCAUCUCUGCCAACAGUUCUCAAGGGAACAGAACCCACAAAUCCAGGAACCGGCUGAAGCUGUUCCGAAAGGGGCAGAACAUGAGUCCAGCAGACAUGUACCGGUGGAAACUCUCCUCCCAUGAACCCUGCAGCUCCACUUGCACCACAGGUGUGAUGUCUACCUAUGCCAUGUGUAUCCGUUAUGAUGGAAUUGAAGUGGAUGACAUGUACUGUGAUGCCUCGACCCGUCCUGAGCCAGUCCAUGAAUUUUGUGCAGGGAGGGAAUGCCAGCCCAGGUGGGAGACCAGCAGUUGGAGUGAGUGUUCCCGGACCUGUGGGGAAGGCUACCAGUUCCGCAUUGUCCGGUGCUGGAAGAUGAUUUCCCCUGGGUUUGACAGCUCUGUCUACAGUGAUCUGUGUGAAUCGGCUGACAUUACUCGGCCUGAAGAGCGGAAGGUCUGCAAAAACCCAGCGUGUGGGCCACAGUGGGAAAUGUCCGAGUGGUCAGAGUGUACAGCCAAGUGUGGUGAGAAGAGCAUCGUGAGCAGAGACAUCCGGUGUUCAGAAGAGGAGAGACUCUGUGAUGCCAGCGUCAGGCCGGCUGCAGAGAAGAACUGCACUGGGCCGCCCUGUGACAGACAAUGGACUGUCUCUGACUGGGGACCAUGUAGCGGAGGCUGUGGACAGGGCCGAAUGAUCCGGCAUGUGUACUGCAAGACCAGCGACGGGCGUGUGGUGCCAGAAUCACAGUGCAACCUGGAGAGCAAGCCCCUCGCCAUCCACCCCUGUGGAGAUAAGAACUGCCCUGCCCACUGGCUGGCCCAAGACUGGGAGCGGUGUAACACUACAUGUGGCCGAGGGGUGAAGAAGCGGAUCGUGCUCUGCCUGGAGAUCAUCAAUGGGAAAAUCAAAACCCGCAGCCUGGCAGAAUGUGACAUUGCCAAGAAACCCAUGGAGGAAAAUACCUGCUUUGAGCGCCCGUGUUUCAAGUGGUACACAACCCCCUGGUCAGAGUGUACGAAAACAUGCGGCAUUGGUGUGAGGAUGCGAGACGUCAAGUGUUACCAGGGGAAAGACCUUGUCCGGGGCUGUGAUCCUCUCAUUAAGCCUGUGGGAAAACAGACCUGUGACCUCCAGCCCUGCCCAACUGAGCCACCAGAUGACAACUGCCAGGACCAGGUGGGGACGAACUGUGCGCUGGCCAUCAAGGAGUACUUGCAAAACUGCUUCAAAGAUUCUGCAUUGGGGUUUGCUGAGGGAGCUAUCGCUGGCCAGUCAGCUGUUGCUACACAGAUGCAGAACUGGCUUGUUUAAGAGAUCAGACUGGGAGAAGAAAAGGCCUGCUUGGAGUGAGCUCAGCAAGGACAUCACCAAGCCAGUUCCAGAUCCAGCCCACACUCUCUAUCUGUAAAUUUCACCCUCUUGCUUGCUGGCUGUUCCUUUCCUGCGGACACAUUACUAGCCUUAAUUCUCCACCCCCUGAAUUUUUCCCCAGAUUGGCAACAGCAAGUGGAAAUUAAUGCUGCCCAGGUGCCUAAGACCAUUUGAUGUGAUAUGUAGGUGCAUCCUUGUCAGAAGAUUUUCUCUUGUAAUCCAACCCCCUGUAGUCCUUCAUUAAAAUGUCAUAAUGCCAGCAUAUUGUAUUGAAUAAUGACAACAUAACUGCACUUUAUAUCACAAAAGAGUCACGUGCUCUUUUUUAAUAUAUUUGUUUACAAACUGUAAACUUUAUCCCUGUAACCAUAGAACUAUACUCAUAUGUAUAUUUUAAAUAAAAUAUGUCAUAUUUAUGGUGCCA